AUGUUAUCUAAAGAUUAACCUAAAGAAAAUCUUAAUAAGGGAAUAGUUAUUCCUUUGAUAUUUUAAUGCCCUAAAGGUUGCGUAUGUGAUUCUGGGAGUCCAAGAAAUUGGCAUCAUAAAUAAUGUGGAAAACCAUCAUUCAUCAGUGAGUUUGGCGAUAUUUUCUGUGAAAAUCACUAAAAAGACUGUUCAGGAUAUUUUAUUAAAGAUGCCUCAUUUUAAUGCGGUGCGGCAAAGAAAAACAACUCUUGGUAUUAACAUAAGAGCAUGUCGUAGAUUUUGAUGGCAUUAUCAGCUGCAUUACAAGCAGCAGAAUAAAAAGAGUAAGAAGGCGUUAAUUUGGAAUAAUUUACAUAGAAUAUAAUGGAAUCAGUCCGAAAAAGAUGGAAUAAUUGA
Molecule: messenger RNA, 396 nt
Organism: Paramecium tetraurelia
Lineage: Eukaryota; Ciliophora; Oligohymenophorea; Peniculida; Parameciidae
Exons: 1
Source: RefSeq, a predicted model, not a curated record